GUAUCGAACGGCUCGACAUUAAAAAAAAUCAAUAGGUAGGACGUAUGCUAUGCCACCACUUUGCGACUCGUUUAUCAACGACAAAAUAAAGUUGGAAAAAUUCGUAUUCACGUAACAUAAUCAGUCGUAAUAAUUAGUGGCGGCGUAGCAUAUACCGAGCGUCUAUUAGUCGUACGUGUUCGUGUCGUGACGCAUAUUGUGUGUACGCGUACACUGUAGGUACUUACUACUCGGUGCUUGGUGCCGGUUUAUCGAUUUAUGUUCUUACGGUCUUACUUCUUACCUUUUCAGUUUUUGAAACGCGCGUACGUUUAAGGCUGACCUGUUUCGACGUCUUUGCUGGUCUUGUACGAAUUGUUGUAAUUGUCCGAUAAACAUUUGUCAAGCCACAACGAUGGAAGACAAGUCGAUUGAUAAAGCGGCUAUUGUAAAUCCGGCGAGACGAAUUCCGCCUGGUUAUAUGGAACAACAGCCUUCACUACACACUAACCAAAUACACUUGCAGACGGAUUUCACGUCUCCGCCACCUACACAUCCCCAUGGGAUCUGGCUACAAUCUUUUUCCGAUCCAUGGCAAACACAGUUCCGUAUGCCCACUCCUGCGCCACAGGCCAACACAACCGUUACAAGCACUACAACAGGCAAUAACAAUCCUCCCACGUUCAGUUCAUCCAGUAACAGAACUAGUUAUAGUUCUUAUAGAUCACCUUUGGCACACCGGAGGUCGUUCGACAACAGUGCAUGUCAACAAACACCCCAUCAGUAUGGGAAUACCCCAAGAAACAAUUAUCCAAGACAGUUCUCUCAAAAUGCUAAUUUCUUUGCUAAUUCUCCACAGAAUCUACAAAUGCCAUCAUCAUCAUCAACUCAAAAUUGGCCUCAAUUUAAUCAAAGACCUCGGUUUGUACCAAGACAACAUAUGCGUAUGAAUAGGCCUCGUAGUUCCAUUCAAAAUCAAUCAAAUAGAACUUAUCAGGAAACAAAAAUUGUGAUUGAAUGCAAAACACGGAAGCGCAAAUUAAAAUCACAACAAUUUGGGGAACCACGGCUUGCUCAAAGACCAUGGAAUCGCGAAGAUGCCGUAAAAGCAAUCGCUGCCGAGAUGAAACUUCAAACACCUAAAAACAAUCGACAAAUCAUGAUCAAAUUUCCAGAUCAUCAAAUUACGCCGCAAAUUGUUCAGAAUUUUCAUACUGACAUUAAAUCCGUACAUUUCCAUACACCAAGUAGUCCAAGGUAUUGUUAUGUGCAAGUACACCCAAGUGCAAAUAUUGAAAAAGUUGUAAAUGAGCUAAAUGAAACUUUUUUCCAACAUGAAAAAUUGAAGGUAGAAAUCAAAGAAAGUCAGUCUGAAGUAAAGACAUUGCCGGAGAGCAUUGAUCCAUAUACAUUAUAUCUUGGAAAUUUGCCAACAAAUAUCUCAUCUAAUGCUGUUAAAGAUGAAUUUCCAAAAGCCAUUAAAGUUGACGUUGGGUUUGCUAGAAAACUUACAUUCGCAAGACAUGCAUUUAUUAAAUUUUCUAAUGUGGAAGAUGCGAUACAGGCGUAUAAAGAAAAAUAUAAUUCGGUUAUUGAUGGCCGACCGGUUAUGUUAAGAUUUAGACGUAGCAAAAGAAAUGUAAAUUCACCUGGACAGGUUGAUAAAUUACCAAAUGAGAUGAAUGAAUUUGAUAUACAAAGUUUACAAAAAAAAAUCAAGACAGAACCUAAAGAAGAAAAUAUUGAUGAAUAUAGUCCUUUUCCAACUAAUUUAUCGGGAGUAGCUAAGACUGAAAUGAUGGAAAAGAAUGAAUAUGAACCUGAUUCAAUUAAUACAUCGAAAGUAGUUAAGACUGAAAUGAUGGAAGAGAAUGAAUAUGAAUCUAUACUAUCUGAGGAUGAUAUUAAUAUAAAAACUGAGUGUCCAGAUUAUGAAUAUGAAUAUGAUGAACAAUAUUAUGAAGAGGAAGAUACAGAUAUAUCUUAUACUUUCCGAAGAAAUGAAACACUAGUUGAGGAUGAAGAUAGACGAUGGAAUGAAAACCCUGAUGACAAAGAUGAGUUUGAUGUGCCAUAUUCAUUUGUAUCAAAAAAUCAAGAUGAAAUUGAUGAUGGGGGAAGCAACAAAGAAGAUCAAAGAUGGAACAAUUUAUCAGAUGAUAAUAAUGAUGAUAAUGAGAAACAAACUAAAGGUGUCGAUCAGCAUGGUCAGAAAUAAGGGGAAGAAGAAAUACAAAAUUAAGUUGAUAAUAGUAUGUAGUUAUAGUUUUAAGAUAACUCAUCGGAUAUCAUACUGAUACUCUACAGUCAUCAGCCCUUAGAUGAGUCAUACUGUCAUGUACUAUAGUCUGUUCACCGAGAGUUGA
Molecule: messenger RNA, 2345 nt
Organism: Acyrthosiphon pisum (pea aphid)
Lineage: Eukaryota; Metazoa; Arthropoda; Insecta; Hemiptera; Aphididae
Exons: 12
Coding region: 395-2197 (600 amino acids)
Molecular function (GO): RNA binding
Source: RefSeq, a predicted model, not a curated record